CGGCUAAACCCCGGCAUUCGCUCAAUUUUUCGAGAACGCUCCUUUGCGUGCAGCAGCCGCGACGUCGUCGUAUCAGGUCGCAAUUGCCGAUCCAACCACACAGAAACCAUGCCACCGAGGUUGAACAUUUGGUCGGCCUGCAGAGCCCUCUCGACACGGACCCGGGCCUUUGCCCAAGGGCCGCCGUCCGGCCCGGCUGCGUUGGCGAGGGGACUGGCCGACAACACCACAUCACGGUUACCGAACACCAACUCCGGCGCCCUGCCCCAGUCUAUGGUACCCGACAGCCAGCCACCCGCCUUUGUCAGCGAGGACAAUGAGAAGGCGCUGAGCCAACUGCGAAUGAUCGAGUAUGGCAUCAACGCCCUGGACCCGUCCGUCGAGGGCCACAAGUACGGGCUGCCGGACCUACCACUGCCCUCGCAGAAGCACGCCAAGCACCGUUACGACUCGGUUAUCUCGCAGGUUACGAGGACAUGGCCAUCAUCCUCAAAUACCUGCGCACCUCACCACCCCCCCCGCCUCGACCCCGCCAAACCCCUCCUCCCCGGCGCGCCCCCCGCCGCCCACCUCCCGCUCGACCCGGUCCUGUACCUCGCGCUCGCCAUCGACUCGGUCGCGCCGCUGGUCAGGAUGCGCGGGUUCAAGGGCCUGGCGGGCGGCGGCAAGUCGCUCGACGUGCCCACGCCGCUGCGCGAGCGCCAGCGCCGCCGCACCGCCUUCGGCUGGAUCCUCGACGCCGUCCGCAAGAAGAAGUCCAAGGGCAGCGGCCGCACCAUGUUCCCCCACCGCGUCGCCGAGGAGAUCGUGGCUGUCGUGGAGGGCCGGUCGAGUGUCUGGGACAAGCGCAUCCAGGUCCACAAGGCGGGUACGGGUAACCGUGCUAACCUGAUGCACUCGGCUGUGAAGGGCAAGAUUUGAGGGGGGGGGUGUUUUGGGGAGAGGGGGGUUGUGCUCGGGGAGGGAGCCCGGGUGUGGGAUGUGGGAUGUGGGAUGUUCCACUGCUGGGAGAGCGGCUGUGGUUUUGUGACGGAGCCUCAAUGUACUGUACUUUAUAUGUAUGGACUAUUUUUGCGUCCACGAAUCGCUUUCUAAGCUUAGACAUGCUUGCUGGCUUUCGUUGGGCUGCUGACUUUACCUUUGCUUGUUAACUAUGAAUUCCAGACGGCAUGAAUCCAGACAUUCCAUGAUGUUUAGGAAAUAUCCGC
Molecule: messenger RNA, 1208 nt
Organism: Chaetomium fimeti
Lineage: Eukaryota; Fungi; Ascomycota; Sordariomycetes; Sordariales; Chaetomiaceae
Product: ribosomal protein S7 domain-containing protein
Exons: 2
Coding region: 109-921 (270 amino acids)
Source: RefSeq, a predicted model, not a curated record